UGCAUUUUGAGGCAUUUACCUAAGUACCUAUUUAGGUACGUAAUACUUCCAGUAGGUAGGUACAUAAGCAGGCCUACAUUCAAACUCUCCUUACAGCAUUUUGUACUUCGUCUUUUCUGUACACGCAUAUACACCACCACCUUACCUAGAUACCACCAUGGCUGACGCAACGGAGAACUCAAUCAAAGAGGCCAAGGGCCUCGUGGACGAUGAAGGGCAAGCAAAGUCAAGGAUACUUCGCUUCGAUCAGAUAUAUGAUUUGCGAACAUCUAGCACGAAGCUUGAGAAGUCUGCCAAACCACGUGAUGUCCUUUAUAAACGAUAUAAAAAAAGGAACCCUGUUUUGGUAGUCCGAAGAAUCAUCGACUAUAGGGGUAGACACAUUGAUACGGUAGUCGAUAUACUAUCCAAGUUUGUGGCCGAUACCUUAAGUGAAAUAAACGAAGGUGUUGAAAACUUGGCACUCAACAAGACACCCCCUCAGGUAUGGAUUUGCGGCUAUUUCAUGUUGGAUAAGUCUUUCUCAUAAAUGCAGGCCAGUCCAAAUCUUUUCUUUCAUAGUUGGGAUGGCCUCCGGGGUUCCCUCCAGGGCGCACGAGGGUCGCCAGAGCCAAAUCAAGAAUUGAUUGAUGAUCUCAAAAUAGCUUGCGACUUUGUGGAAGAAGAGCUUAAGGCAACAUCUGGGAACUGUUUAUCUCUCAUGGCAGCAAAUGAGAUCACUUGGCCUUUGCUUUGGACUCUAAUGAAGCCAAACUCGUUAGUGUACCAUUACCACGAACUCGUAGAACAACACCAGAUUCUCAGGUUCAAGGGCAUGGAGAUGAUCGAGUCACGUCAGAGACCACCGUACUGGGACAUAAAAUGCGACAUCAUCACAGACGACGGCAAUAGAUUCGGUCUCGCAAAGGAGCCGCUUCCCCUUGAAAUCGAAAUUUUCGAUGGAGCUAGGAAGAUCACAGACUUACCUGUAUAUCCCCUUGAAAGGUGUCCUGUGGCAGACAAGGCUAAGGAGGAAGCUUUAGCUAGAGGGAGAUUCUUCCAAGGGAUAAGACCACCAUACUUCUGCCAAACCCAUGGAUUCGCAAUGUCGGAGAAGAGUAAUCAUCCUUGGAAACCGAUUCGAUUCAAAGUUAGGACCUAUGGCAGGGCCAUGCUAGACGCCGCAGCAUUUCGCACGUUCAAUCCUAACAUGGCGUUUCAUCCAAUAGUAUCGCGCACCCUCGAGAGAGAAUUGUUGACUGACGAACAGCUAAUGAUUACGAGUCCUGUCGCAUUGGGGUUUUGCUUCGGGAGCAAGCAAUGGCUCGGACUUGCGAUGUCUCGCUUGCUGCCUAUUGACUGGAAUGACUUGGCAUUCGAGCAGCUCGUACUCAAUCCAAGGUCGAAAAAACUUAUACUCUCGCUCAUAAAGCAUCACUCUGCACAUGAUGGCUUCGAUGACAUUGUCGCGGGUAAGGGCAAAGGAACUAUCUUCCUUCUGAGUGGCCCCCCGGGAUGUGGUAAAACGUUAACAGCAGAGGCGGCUGCCGAGAUAACCAAACGACCGCUCUACAGUGUUUCGGCUGGUGAUCUAGGAACGAAAGCAGACGAAGUCGAGCAGAGUCUCACUAAAAUACUCGAUGUCGCUCGGGCCUGGGAUGCCGUACUUCUUCUCGACGAAGCUGACGUCUUCCUUCAACAGCGGAAGAGCGACGAUAUCAAACGAAAUGCGCUUGUUAGUAUCUUCCUGAGACAGAUUGAGUACUACCAGGGGAUCCUCAUGUUGACGACAAACCGGGUUGAUCAAUUUGACAUUGCUUUCGAAAGCCGGAUCCACGUUAGUAUUCGAUACCCUGAGCUCGACCACGACGCCAGAAGGGCCGUGUGGAGCACUUUCUUGAACCGAGCCGGAGAAUCUGCAAGUAACGCGAACAUGAGGUUCACGGAGCAAGAAAAGGAUGUACUUGCUUCUAAGGAGAUCAACGGUCGGCAGAUCAAGAACAUAGUCCACGGUGCUCUUACCUUAGCGAGGGAAGCAGGAGAAACACUGGACAUGUCCCAUAUCGACAAUGUUCUAAGCGUGAUGAAUUCGUGGAAACAAGGCGAGGGAGCAGACGCCCUAGCAUCGGAACAGGCCGCCGCUGAAGUGGUGGAUUUAUUAGCUUAAUAAUGGUUGCUCAAAGGUCAGGUAUUCUAAUUUAAAAAUAGGGUGUUAGUAGUCAUACCUUUCAAUAUUCUACCAAUAAUAAUUAAAUCAUAAGAACAUUUGCCACUAAGAUGUAAGAUGGGGAAUAGGGUGGAUGAGAUCUAACAUGAAACGCUAGAUUUGAACGCCAUCGAGCGAGAAUCGUAUCGGGAGAAGACCGCCGAGACUUUAUCAGCCGGUAGGUUACAUCCGACCCCGCCGAACCUCGUCAUUACCAUCCUUCUUCAUCCUAGGAACACAUGGCUUCUGCAAUUGUCGC
Messenger RNA from Annulohypoxylon truncatum, 2444 nucleotides. Its product is annotated as P-loop containing nucleoside triphosphate hydrolase protein. The record is from RefSeq and is a predicted model, not a curated record. Gene Ontology annotation, molecular function: ATP hydrolysis activity; ATP binding. The coding region runs from base 530 to 2146 and encodes 538 amino acids. NCBI's taxonomy places the organism in Eukaryota, Fungi, Ascomycota, Sordariomycetes, Xylariales, Hypoxylaceae. The transcript has 4 exons.